GUUGCCAUCACCGCGCAGUCAUCAUCAUCAUCAUCUACAACAUCUCGACGUCGUCGAACAGUGAAGCGCGCCUCCCUUUUAUGCUUUAUUCCUGGUGAUUUUAAUGACAAGUGUUCUCGGGAGUCGCAACGUGGACUAACAUUAGAGCCUGUGCGUGUAUGCUUUCCUGACGUUCACCUCUGUGAGUGAAUGGGGGAUCAUGUGGUCCUUCUUCUCACGAGAUCGUACGAAAGACUUUGGCUACGAAAUUGGGGAUCAUGUACAAUGUGCCGAAGAUAAGUCAUUGUGGAGUCUUCACAAAGGCAAGAAGAAGGGAACAGAGCAAGACGUAUCCGUGUUUGUCUUUCAAGUGGAGGGUGACAAUGAUGCCCAGCUUGAAACAGCCAAAGCCUCUGUGAAACGGAUAAAGACACUCAGGCAUCCUAAUAUACUUCAGUAUAUUGAUAGCUUGGAGACUGAAAAAAUAAUUUAUUUGGUCACGGAAUAUGUGGAGCCACUUGUCUUGCAAGUUAAGAGCCUUGGAAAAGACGAGGAGACAAAGCUGGCCAUUUCAUGGGGCUUGUAUCAGGUGGCUAAAGGUUUGGCCUUCUUAACGGAAGACUGUGGGCUCAGCCACAACAACAUAUGCAGUGCAUCAGUAUUUGUGGACAAAGCAGGGCAAUGGAAGAUAGCUGGCUUUGAUUAUAUGUGCCCAGCUGCGGACACACCUCCCCCGAAGACACUGCCAGAACUUGAUGUAUAUACACCUCCAGAACUUGGUGGAACCACUUCAGGAUCUCAAAACCCUGCACCAAAAUGGGCAAGAGACAGUUAUGGUCUUGGCUGUCUUACCUGGGAAGUCUUCAAUGGCCCACUGCCAAACUCAUCAUCUUUACAGAGACCUGGUAAGAUCCCAAAGAGCCUGGUGCCAGUCUUCAAUCUGCUUGUGAAUCCAAAUCCAUCUUCUCGUAUCAGUCAAGCCAAGUUUAUCACAAAAGGCCGAUCACAUGGAGGAUUUCUUAAGAACAGCUUCAUCGAUACAAUGCUCUUUGUUGAAGAGAUUCAGAUUAAGGACAUGACAGAAAAGAACCGCUUCUUCACGGGCCUGACAUCUUUAAUGGAAAAUUUUCCUGCCAAUGUUUGCAGAUACAAGAUCCUUCCACAAUUAUUAAAUGCCUUUGAGUUCAGCGAUGCUGGAUCUACGAUACUUGCCCCCUUGUUUAAGAUUGGAAAAAUGCUGAGUGAAGAAGAAUACAGACAGAAGAUUGUGCCUUGCAUAGUCAAAUUGUUCUCCUCGAAGGACAGAGCAACAAGAGCAAGGCUUUUACAACAGGUGGACCAGUUCAUUGAACAUUUGGAACCAGAUGUAGUGAACCAGGAAGUAUUUCCUAACGUCAUACAAGGGUUCCUCGAUACAAACCCCACAAUUCGAGAGCAGACAGUCAAAGCAAUGGUGCACAUGGCUCCCAAGCUCAAUUAUCGCAAUCUCAAUGAGGAGCUGAUGAAGCAUUUUGCACGUCUACAAGUUAGGGAUGACCAGGGUGGUAUUAGGACUAACACUACAGUUUGCCUUGGAAAGAUAGCUUGCUAUCUUGAUCCACAGGUUCGGCAGAAAGUGCUGAUAGUUGCCUUCACACGUUCCAUGCGAGACCCGUUUCACCCUGCAAGAAUGGCUGGUAUCUUGGCUCUCUCAGCUACCCAGGGCUACUUUACCAUCAAGGACUGUGCUGUGAAAGUUCUCCCUGUGCUCUGCAGUCUUACCAUGGACCCUGAGAAAUCUGUUAGAGACCAGGCCUUCAGAGCAAUCAAAGGCUUCUUGGGCAAGCUAGAAAAAGUUUCGGAAGAUCCUAGUCUUAUUGAGCAAAUGGAAGCUGAUGUAAAUGCUGCUGGUGCCUCCGUUCAUUCUUCCAUGGCAGCCAGUUGGGCAGGCUGGGCAGUGUCAUCACUCACGUCAAAGUUCUACAAGUCACCGCUGCCAUCUAAGCCAGUCACUGCUGAAGCAUCUCUUAUGGCCACACGUUCAGAGGAUGCUACACGAAAGUUGACAUCACAGACCCCUUCAUCGCGGGACAUCUCUCCUGAAAAUGUUCCUGGUGGCUUUGCAUCGGACACGGAUGACAAAUGGGAAAGUCAGGAGUGGGGUAGCAUGGAGGAGGAAUCAUCCUUGCAGAGCAGCUGUGUUAAGGCUACUCCAUCCAUGCAAUCACAGGAUGGUUGGGAAGAUUGUAAUUGGGAAAGCCUGGAUGAUAUUGGACUCUCUGAUGAAUGCUCACCAACAGACGUGCCUUCUGCAUCUAAAGUUGCUCCUGAAAUGGACUCUGGUAAUGGGGACCAGAAGACGUCGUGGGAGUGCGAUGCUGACUGGGACAAAUGGGGAUCUGGAAGUGGAAAAGGGGACACAAAGAGUGAUGAGAUGAAGCGAAAAAGGGAAGAAAGACGACAGCAGAGGCUGAAGGAGCAGCAAGAGCGUCGAGCAGCACGUCAAGGUGCAGGCCCUCUAAAGCUGGGUGUUCGCAAGGAAUUUGUAGAGUAAGAUUUUCUCCUACCACUGGUUGUGUAAUAAAAAAAUAAUUGCAAAUUUUAUUAAUAAAGUUUCUAUUGAUGUUUUAAA
Messenger RNA from Ornithodoros turicata, 2590 nucleotides. RefSeq names its product N-terminal kinase-like protein (gene yata). The transcript has 18 exons. The coding region runs from base 200 to 2512 and encodes 770 amino acids. Lineage: Eukaryota; Metazoa; Arthropoda; Arachnida; Ixodida; Argasidae. Gene Ontology annotation, molecular function: ATP binding; protein kinase activity. Gene Ontology annotation, biological process: protein phosphorylation. The record is from RefSeq and is a predicted model, not a curated record.